Molecule: messenger RNA, 1326 nt
Organism: Akanthomyces muscarius
Lineage: Eukaryota; Fungi; Ascomycota; Sordariomycetes; Hypocreales; Cordycipitaceae
Exons: 3
Coding region: 1-1326 (441 amino acids)
Source: RefSeq, a predicted model, not a curated record
AUGCUGGCGCAGAUUCACCGCAACAAGCGGAGCGCCGCUCUCGCCUCGGUGCUCUUCGUCGCCCUGCUCGUCUACACCUGGCACUCGCUCAAUCUCGAAUCGCUGCUGCCCGCGCCGCUGCUGCACGGCGGCACCCACAAGCAGGUUCCCUUUGUCGCCGCGCGCAUGCACGAGGUUACCUGCCCCGGCCCGAUUGGCGAGCAGCUGCCCUCGAAGCGCAUACCCGUCGUUCGCGGCCGCAAUGUCUCGAGCACCACCCACGGCGAGACCCUCUCCGUCCCCAAGGUCGUCGUCCUCAUCUUCUACGGCCGCCGCAGCACCGUCUCCAUUCUCGACUGCUACCUCAAGCGCAACCUUGUCAGCAACGGCGGUCUCAUUGAUGAAGUCAUAUGGCUGCGACGUACCGAAGCGAAACUAGACCUCGACUUUCUCCAAAAACUUCUCGACUCCGAGACCCGUUACAGCAAGCGAGAUGUCGACCGCACAGACGCCAAUGGCUUUGCCAGCGCCUACGAGGGUAUGGACGAUGACACGCUUUACCUCAAGAUUGACGACGACGUGGUCUUCAUCGACGACAAUGCCCUCCUGUCCCUCAUCUGCACCAAGCUCACCCACCCCGAAUACUACAUCGUCUCUGCCAAUGUCGUCAAUCAGCCCAUGAUUAGCUGGCUGCACUGGAACCUCGGCGCCGUUCUGCCUUACCUCCCCGACACCAAGAACCCUUACCCCGAGCUCAAGGACGGCGAGCAAGUCGACUGGCGCGCUUCGAGCCUGCCCGACUACGAUGGCCCCGAGGACCUGAACAUCCUCGAGUGGAGCUCGCCCGACAAGAAGAAGCACCGAUGGCUGCCGAUGCGCAACCGUACCGACCACGUCCUUACCGGUACCCCUAUCGUCAACACCCAGUACGAUGCCUUUGGCAAGGGCCUCGGCCACUGGCAGAUUGCUGCCCAGCAGCACUACAGCUUCUUUGAGAACCUGGAGAACAAGGAGCUACACAAGUACAAGUUCAACGUGUGGGAUUUCCAGCUGAAGCGUCUGGGCAUCCAGUUCAUGGCCGUCAUGGGCCGAGAUAUCAACGGCGCCAAGCCCAUUGGCCAGGACGACGAGCAGCACUUUUCCGUUACCAUGCCUGAGAAGACGGGCCGCGGUGCCGUGGCAGAUGGUAGAGCCAUUGUCGCGCACUACAGCUUUGGGCCCCAGUCCGAGCACCUGCCCACGACGGAUAUCCUCGAGCGCUACCGAUCAUAUGCCGCCGAGAACGUUUGCCUGAAGCCCAUGCUGUGGUCACCCGAAGAUGAAGUCACCAAGCAACUGCUGUCAUGA